Caretta caretta (loggerhead turtle) is the source of this 3947-nucleotide messenger RNA. It is a transcript of the gene NRDC, whose product is annotated as nardilysin convertase. The record is from RefSeq and is a predicted model, not a curated record. Lineage: Eukaryota; Metazoa; Chordata; Testudines; Cheloniidae. Gene Ontology annotation, biological process: proteolysis. Gene Ontology annotation, molecular function: metalloendopeptidase activity; metal ion binding.
CGCGCGGGGGGGACUGGACCGGUGGGUGUGGAGGGCCCUAGGCGCCCUAGCGCGGGGGAGGCCGGGAACGAGAGUUGGUGCGGACCAGGCCUUCCGAGGCGCCGGCCACAGCUGGCCCCUGCGAGCCGCCCCGAAGCCGCCGCCUCCCCCUCCCCCUCCCCGCAGCCAGCAGCUUCGGAGCUCCCGCACCAUGCCCGGCAGGAACAAGGCCUCAUGCAGUUGCCCGGACCUGCCUUCGGGGCAGCAGGUCGGGGAGGGCGGCCGGGACGCCAAGGGCCGCCCGUUCCAGGAGGAGUCUGAGGAGGAAGGAGGGGACCGCAGGGCAAAGCCCAACGUGGGGGACCCCGACGUUGUCAAGUCCCCCAGUGACCCUAAGCAGUACAGGUACAUCAAAUUACAAAAUGGCUUGUGUGUGCUGUUGAUUUCGGAUUUAAAUAACAUGGACACUGCCCCUUCUGUGGUGUCUUCGGAGGGGGAGGACAGUGAUGAAUCUGAGGAUGCAAGUGAUGAGGAUGACGACUCUGGAGCAGAGAUUGAAGAUGACAAAGAAGCUGACGACGACGACGACUAUGACGAAGAUGAUGAUGGUGGAGAUGAUGAGGAUCUCCAUGACCCUGAUGACAGCGAAUUGGAAGAACUAGCAGAAAAGGAAGAGACAAGAAAGAGGGGUUGUACAGAAAAGCAGUCUGCAGCUGCCCUUUGUGUUGCUGUUGGCAGCUUCUCUGACCCUGAAGACCUACCUGGAUUAGCACACUUUCUGGAACACAUGGUGUUUAUGGGCAGUUUGAAGUAUCCAGAUGAGAAUGGGUUUGAUGCGUUCCUGAAGAAACAUGGGGGCAGUGACAAUGCCUCAACUGACUGUGAGCGGACAGUCUUCCAGUUUGAUGUACAGAGGAAAUACUUUAAAGAAGCACUUGACAGGUGGGCACAGUUCUUCAUUCACCCACUAAUGAUCAGGGAUGCAAUUGACCGGGAAGUUGAGGCUGUGGACAGUGAGUAUCAACUAGCAAGACCCUCUGAUGCAAACAGAAAGGAAAUGCUGUUUGGAAGCCUUGCCAGGCCUGGGCAUCCUAUGAAGAAAUUCUUUUGGGGCAAUGCAGAGACACUCAAACAUGAGCCUAAAAUGAAUAAUAUUGAUACCUACACCAGGCUGAGGGAUUUCUGGCAGCGCUAUUACUCUGCUCACUAUAUGACUUUAGUCGUCCAAUCUAAAGAAACUCUGGAUACUUUGGAAAAGUGGGUGACUGAAAUCUUCUCAGCGAUCCCAAAUAAUGGCUUACCCAGGCCAAGCUUUGGUCACCUGACACAGCCUUUUGACACACCAGAAUUUCACAAACUUUACAGAGUUGUUCCAGUCAGAAAAGUUCAUUCAUUGAGCAUCACCUGGGCACUUCCCCCACAGGAUCAGCAUUACAGGGUAAAGCCACUUCACUAUAUCUCCUGGCUAGUGGGACAUGAAGGCAAAGGCAGUGUUCUUUCCUUUCUUAGGAAAAAAUUUUGGGCCCUUGCAUUAUAUGGAGGAAAUGGUGAGACAGGAUUUGAACAGAACUCCACCUACUCUAUCUUCAGCAUUUCUGUGACUUUGACUGAUGAAGGUUACAAGCACUUCUGUGAGGUUGCACAUGUUGUAUUUCAGUAUCUGAAGAUGUUGCAGAAAAGAGGGCCAGAUAAAAGAAUUUGGGAAGAGAUCCAGAAGAUUGAAGCUAAUGAAUUUCAUUACCAAGAACAGACUGAUCCAGUUGAUUAUGUGGAAAGCCUUUGUGAAAAUAUGCAGUUGUUUCAGAAAGAGGACUUUUUGACAGGAGACCAGCUUUUGUUUGAAUACAAACCUGAUGUCAUUGCUGAUGCCCUUAACCAGCUCUGCCCUCAGAGAGCCAACCUGGUUCUGCUGUCUGCUGCCAACGAAGGAAAAUGUCAUCUGAAGGAGAGAUGGUUUGGGACACAGUACAGUGAGGAAGAUAUUGAUAAAUACUGGAGUGAUUUAUGGGCCAGUGACUUUCAGUUAAAUGAGGACUUGCACCUACCUGAAGAAAAUAAAUAUAUAGCCACUGACUUCACUCUGAAAGCACCUGAUUGCCCGGAGUCGGAAUAUCCUGUCAAAAUACUAAGCACACAACAAGGCUGUCUGUGGUACAGGAAGGAUGAUAAAUUCAAAAUUCCUAAAGCUUAUAUACGUUUCCAUCUGAUAUCUCCACUGAUUCAGCAGUCUGCAGAGAAUGUGGUGCUUUUUGAUACUUUUGUAAAUAUCCUCACCCACAACCUUGCCGAACCAGCAUAUGAAGCUGAUGUUGCUCAACUGGAAUACAAGCUGGUAGCUGGAGAGCAUGGUUUAGUCAUUCGAGUGAAAGGAUUCAAUCAUAAACUACCACUGCUCUUUCAGCUCAUCAUUGACCAUUUGUCUGACUUCAGUUUUACUCCAGCGGUUUUUGAGAUGAUAACAGAGCAGCUAAAAAAGACCUAUUUUAACAUCCUCAUAAAACCGGAGACCCUGGCCAAAAAUGUGCGUCUCUUAAUUUUGGAGCAUGGCAGAUGGUCUAUCAUAGAUAAAUAUGAGACAUUAAUGAAGGGCCUUUCCAUCGAGUCUCUCUCAUCCUUUGUUAAGGCUUUCAAAUCUCAACUCUUUGUAGAGGGUCUUGUACAAGGAAACUUCACAAGCAGAGAAUCAAAGGAUUUUCUGAAUUAUGUUGUUCAAAAGCUGCAGUUCUUUCCCCUACCGCACCCGUGUCCUGUUCAAUUUCGGGUGGUGGACCUGCCCAGCACACACCUACUCUGCAAAGUGAAAGCCCUUAACAAAGGUGAUGCCAACUCUGAAGUGACAGUCUAUUAUCAGUCUGGGGCUAGGAGUUUAAGAGAAUACACCCUCAUGGAACUGCUUGUGAUGCACAUGGAGGAGCCUUGCUUUGACUUCCUGCGAACCAAACAAACCCUUGGCUACCAUGUGUACCCGACCUGCAGAAAUACAUCUGGGAUCCUCGGGUUCUCUGUUACUGUAGCAACACAAGCAACAAAGUACAACUCUGAAUUGGUCGACAAGAAGAUAGAAGAUUUUCUUUCUUUCUUUGAAGAAAAAAUCAAGCAUUUAACUGAAGAAGCAUUCAGCACACAGGUCACAGCUCUAAUAAAGCUUAAAGAGUGUGAAGAUUCCCAUCUUGGAGAAGAAGUGGAUAGGAACUGGAAUGAAGUGGUGACUCAGCAGUAUCUGUUUGACAGGCUUGCCCGUGAGAUUGAAGCUCUGAAAUCCCUUAUGAAAGCAGACCUGGUGGACUGGUUCCAAGCUCAUAGAGGCAGUGAGAGCAAAGUACUCAGUGUACAUGUGGUUGGAUUUGGAAAACAUGAAGGGGACUCAGAAGUACCAGCUGUGUCUGAUGUUCAGAACUCCUCAUGUGGUGAAAUACCUCAGCUAACUUUCUUACCUCCUUCCUCCUUGAUGAUUAACACCACUUCCAUCAAGGACAUCAAAGCUUAUACAUCAGCUCUGAAUGUUCUCCCUUACCAUAAAAUAUUAAAAUAAAUUGUCAUCUUGCCCUGCUGUAGUGUGUAAUUUAAGUUAUUUACUGUUUGAGAACUACAAAUCAUUUUGUCUCACUAAACUAAUGUGUAAGAUUAUUCCUUAGCUUUUAAAAUUAACCUUCCUUACCCUCUUGAAAGCUGGAACAACUUAAUUUUUACAGCUGUUACAAGGAAAAUGUUCCUGAUAUAAAACAACUGCCUAUUCUUAAAUAGCCUUUCUAAGAAAUAGAAUAAAGGCAAAAGAGGGAGAAGGUUACUUUCUGUAGCUGCAUGGUGUUAAGUCUACACAAAGUAUUAGUUUAAAAGUUUACAGAUGGUUCAGCAUGAAUGCUAAAGUGAACUGUGCAAUAAUUACUGAAGGAACUGGUUAGUUGUCAGAUACCUACAAUGCACGCUCCUAUUAACAAAUGUGUUUAAAUAAAAAUGUCUAUUUUCUA